AUGUUUUCAAAAUAUGAUUUUCUGAAGGAUGUGAGUCCUGCCAAGGAGGACUGGAGGAUUAAGGUGAAGGUGGUUCGGGCUUGGAAAGUUCAUAACUUUCAACGUAGAGAUUUUGACGACAAUGUUGAAAUGGUUUUAUUGGAUGAACAUGGUGGUAGGAUCCGCGCCACUGUCAAAGGUUCGUUGCCGAUUCGGAAGAAAAUCCACGAAGGAGACUGCUAUUUUAUAAAAAAAAUUAGAGUUGGAUUCAAUAGCGAUGUGUUCAGGCCAACCAAGCAUCAAUAUCGUUUGUCUUUCAAUUUGAGGACUGAUCUUAAAUCAAUUGUUGAUUCUAAUCUUUCUGCGAGUGAAUUUGAUUUUGUUGAUUAUGACAUCAUUGAGAAAGAAACAUCUGACUCUCCUUAUUUAGUGGACGUCAUUGGUUUAAUCUCAGGAAUUGGUGAAGUUUGUGAACGUGUGGUGUCUGGUAGGAAGACGAAAAUGAUUGUGUUGGAGCUUGACAACCUGAGGGGUCAAAAGCUGGAGUGCACUUUGUGGUUGCAUUAUGCGGAUGAGGUCUAA
Gastrolobium bilobum is the source of this 561-nucleotide messenger RNA. Its product is annotated as replication factor A protein 1-like. Bases 1 to 561 code for a protein of 186 amino acids. NCBI's taxonomy places the organism in Eukaryota, Viridiplantae, Streptophyta, Magnoliopsida, Fabales, Fabaceae. The transcript has 4 exons. The record is from RefSeq and is a predicted model, not a curated record.